AUGGAGGGUGAAUUUGUGGCAACCCCGAUAUCUAACGAGCCUGAGCCUGAGCCUGCACCGGCGACGAAAUACGCCAAAGCCUGCAGUUUCUGCCGCACAAAGAAAGUCAAGUGUGAAGGAGGGCAUCCGUGUAGGCAAUGUACCAGCCACCAUACAGAAUGCCUUUUCCCUACUCGAAACCGUCAAAAGCCUCGUCGAAUUCGCAGUGAGAAGAUGUCAACUCGGCUCGUUCGAUUGGAAGCUUUGAUCAAUUCGUCAUCAAAGACUCAUCGAGCCGAUGCCCAUGGUGGACAUGGGAGAGUAGCCCCUACAGAGGAUACCUCGAUCGCUCGAACCGACUUCUGUGUGGCGGCACUCCCCAAGGACGACCGAUCAGCGAUUACAAUACACGAGGUUGACAGAUUGGACAAUGCCACCAGGUCUGAAUCGACCUGGGUGCCAUCUAAUCUCGACUCGACCCUGGACCAUCGUCAGCCUAGAUCCGUAGCAGGAGCAAAUUUUGACGGCCAAGGGAACAGUACUGAAUCUGAUCACGAUCAGAUGCCACGCGUCAUCAUCGAUGCGGCCUACUUCCAGAGCCAAACCGCUACGACUGCCACAACAGGUCUCAAAUCGCCGAGCGUCACAAAGACUGGAAGCACCCAAGCUCUAGCAGAAAGCCCAAAGCAACUCUUAGCCGAGAUGUCCAACAGGGAAUACUUUGGACCGAGAGCCUUCUUAUCUAUUGCAUCUCAGCCAGGUAUUGAAUGGCUUGAGAGCAAGGUGCAGUACCCUGCCAUGAGAGAAUCUUUACACCGUUUCGCAAGGACUGUCACCAUGCUCUUCAAGCAGAAUGCGGGCCCGACCCCAGCAAAUUUCCCGGCUUCCGAGCCUGCUGAGGAUGUUGCUUGGUCGUACGUCAAUGCAUUCUUUACAAAAUCGCUCGAUGCCGCCUUCGGGAUUGUUGACCAAUACUGGUUCUACACUACUCUACUCGAACAUUUUCGAAUACCGAGUCCAGAUGAUGAAGAUCUAUCGUGGUUUGCCCUCCGCUUCACGGUCUAUGCGUUCGGAUGUCGAAUCGCUCUGAGUAAGAAUGAGCCAUAUGCACGUGCGGCCGAGGCGUCCAUGGCUCUUUUCGGAAACGCUUUGUCGGUACAGUCAGACAUCAUGCAUCGUCACGCUACCAUCAACGGCGUCAGAGCCUUAUCGCUCAUGGCAUACUUCAGCGAGGGCAUCGGCAGCCCCCACAUGACAUAUACCCUGAUCUCGAAUGCAAUGCGCCUGGCCAUCGCAAAAGGCCUCCACUGCCAGGCACCGUCUACGUGGAGACUUUCACGGCGGGAAAUUUUGCAACGCAACCAGCUGUUUUGGAAUAUAUACGUACUGGAUAGGCAGAUUUCUUCCCGCUCGGGACUUCCACCAGCCAUAGACGACGAUGAGAUUAGCUGCGACACUCCCGACAUAUCCACUAGCAUCAGUGAUACAAGCGCCACAUUCACCACGAUCUGUGUCCUGCUUGGUCAAAUUCAAUCGCAAGCAUAUAGGCGCUUGUCAAGUGCCCGAGCCCGGCGACAACCUACAGAAAAAAUAAUACGCGCAGUGACCGAGCUGAACGCCAAGGUAGAUUCCUUGAAACAUACCGUCAAGCACUUCAUACCGUUCGAUGACGCUAUCGAGGAUAUCCAAUUACCACAAAACAUGACCAGAUGUCAGCUCAUGGUGGCAUACUUUCUCUACUACAGCGUUUUGAUCGACAUUCACAGCUCUUUGCUUGUCCCUUGGUUCCAUUUCACCGACUCAGGCCAAUUCGACGCGUUUCGAGCCCAGGUGGAAAGCUCUUGUCGUACCGUUGCCGAGACUGCGCGCAGCAUCAUCCUGUGCACUGGCUUGAUCCGUCUGAAGCCCACUACACCGGUACUGCUUGCACUGUAUGGACCAUUCCGGGCAUCCAUCAUGCUUUUCAUCCAUAUCCUGUCCAAUCCAGGUGCGGCCACCGCCCAGUCUGAUCUGGUUCUGAUGGGUGUCGCCUCGGGAUACGCUCAUCGUCUCAAUUUUGAGACGGGCGGUGCUUUCAACUGGCCAUACAUUGGUGAGUGGGCUGCAGCGGCUUCCGCGGCCGUCCACUCAGCCAGACCCUCCGAUGCAGGUUUCGCAGCUCAAAUUCGCGAACCCGGCACUGCGAUGAUGGACUCAUCGAAUGCUGGUGUCGGUGCUCAAAUUGAAGCUGAAUCCAACACUCCCAACCCGGGUGAAAACCAAUACUUCCAAGAGCUAUUUGACCCUUCAUUCGAAGGCGACAUGGACCUAUGGAGCACGUUGGUACCUGUUAUAUCUUCAGAGGAACUGGACAUGGGCAUCUUUGCGACCUGA
Molecule: messenger RNA, 2352 nt
Organism: Exophiala aquamarina CBS 119918
Lineage: Eukaryota; Fungi; Ascomycota; Eurotiomycetes; Chaetothyriales; Herpotrichiellaceae
Exons: 9
Coding region: 1-2352 (783 amino acids)
Biological process (GO): regulation of DNA-templated transcription; DNA-templated transcription
Molecular function (GO): DNA-binding transcription factor activity, RNA polymerase II-specific; zinc ion binding; DNA binding
Source: RefSeq, a predicted model, not a curated record